AUGAGCUACUACGGCAGCUACUACGGAGGCCGCGGCUACGGCUGGGGCUGGGGAGGCCUUGGUGGCCUGGGCUAUGGCUAUGGCUCCGGCUGGGGCUGGGGAGGCCUUGGUGGCCUGGGCUGUGGCUAUGGCUACAGGAGCUACGGCUGCUGGCGAUCUCGUCUUGAACAGAAACACACUCUCCCUGACACCAUGAGCUACUACGGCAGCUACUACGGAGGCCGCGGCUACGGCUGGGGCGGCCUUGGUGGCCUGGGCUGUGGCUAUGGCUCCGGCUGGGGCUGGGGCGGCCUUGGUGGCCUGGGCUGUGGCUAUGGCUACAGGAGCUACGGCUGCUGGCGUCCGUGCUGCUGUGGGGGAUACGGAUACUCUGGCUUCUACUGA
This is a messenger RNA of Eptesicus fuscus (big brown bat), 384 nucleotides long. RefSeq names its product keratin-associated protein 19-2-like. Bases 1 to 384 code for a protein of 127 amino acids. The transcript has 2 exons. The record is from RefSeq and is a predicted model, not a curated record. NCBI's taxonomy places the organism in Eukaryota, Metazoa, Chordata, Mammalia, Chiroptera, Vespertilionidae.